GACUACAUUUUUCUGUCUGUUUCUAGAUGUAGCUAGCCUUGCUCUGUCUUGGCUAGAGUUUCCCCUCCCUUACUAGUCAUGGAUCGAGGACUAGGCCUGCCGUAAGGACGAUGAGGCCUAACGAGAACCCUGAUCUGGCGCAUUUGCCUUUCAUUCCUGAGUGACUUUUUCUCCCUCUAUGGUGCCUACCCUGGAUCGUUUCGAUUAACCUUCCCGGUGAAAGAAGACAAAGUGUGAAACAGAAGAGAUAUAGUGAACCCGGUUUCCAGAGAACGAGAGAUAUCCGUCGUGUUGGAUUUUGUUAGAGAGAAACUAGUCAUGUUGAACUUGAACACGUUGCUGACGGCGAAGGAUUCCCGCUGGCUUCAGUUGGAAGUGUGUCGGGAGUUCCAGAGAAGUCGGUGUACUCGGGCGGAUUCCGAAUGCAAGUACGCCCAUCCGCCGCCACACGUGGAAAUCCAGAACGGACGCGUCAUCGCCUGCUACGACUCCAUCAAAGGUCGGUGUACGCGAGAGAAUCCGCCAUGCAAAUACUUCCACCCCCCUCAGCACCUGAAGGAGCAGCUCCUGACAAAUGGACGGAAUCACCUGGCACUAAAGAAUGCCUUAUGGCAACAGAUGGGCCUACAACCAGGUCAGCCAGGUGCUGGGAUUCCACUGGCUACUCCUCUUUGUACCACUGGACCUGCCAUACACACCCCUGCUGCCAUGGUCACUGGGAACAAGGCUAGCACUUACUUGAAUCACCAGCCGCUGCUCAUAGACCCAAGCUUCAUGCAAGCAACAACCAGUCCAUACUUUGGUGCCAUGCAAGCAACAGCCCUCCAGGCAACAAGCAUCCCUGGACUGGCAGCAGCAGCAUAUGCACCUUACCUGCCAGGAACUGCAGCGGGUGCAUCAUUGAUUCCAUUUUCAAUGGGACCAGAUGGCCUGGCCACAAUGGGGUUGAUCCCCUCCCCUCAUGCCCCCACUCCCACAUCUACUCCUAUCACCUCCAUUCCGACCCCACAGAAAUCUCCUCGACCUGAUCCACGCACUGAGACCCCAACCGACCUGGCAGGUCAAGGUCAGGCUGGAAAGAAGCGUCCCCGAGACCCUGCUGAUGAUGCUGCUCUCUUCUUGUCAUAUCAUCAGGGGAGCAAUGGGGGUGGGAAUACAAGUCCAGUGCCAUCACACACACCGACACCAGUGUCCACAACUCCAACCGGCCUUGGAGCAUACAAGCGUGUUGCUGGGGAGAAGAGUGGCUUGCCGAUGUACCAGGGGCCAGUGGGAUAUCAGGGCUUGGUCAGUCUCCAGCAGCCCUUCAUCCCAUUCACCUGGUUGCUAGACCCCCAAACCCCGACCCUGAUCCUUCCUCCCAUCGCACAAGAACCCUUGCCUGCCAAUGCCCACUUUGUCAACUAUGUUGGACCCAAUGGCCAGUUGCUGGACAUCCUGCCAGUCUGCCUCGCUUUUAGGGAGGGGAAAUGCAACAAGCCCACUUGCCCCAAAGUCCAUACCCCAUUUGAGCAUGUGGAGAUCAAGGAUGGGCAUCUGUGGGUCUGCAGAGACUUUGUCAAAGGGAAAUGCCAUAGACCACUCUGCAAAUACUAUCAUCUGCCCAUCCCUCCUCCUCCUGUGCAAGUCCCUUCUCCCAAUCAACAAGAACACCAACCUAAAAUACAACAUGAUCAACAUUCCAAAACCCCUUCCGAAAGAGAUUGAGACGCAUCUGUGCUUCCCAUCAUCUGGUGCAGGAUUACAUCUCGGACAUGAAAAUAAUACUCAUCUGUACAUGAAACUGAAAAGGAUGCACACACAAAAUGAACACUUAUGGCAUGCAUGAUGGAAUGAGAAUUGUUUGAUGGAAUGGGUGCACAAGUGAGAGCAAGUGACUAUCAUUUCUUGAGUUUUAUUUUUUCAAAGCAAAAGAAGAAGGAAAUGUUAGUUCCUUGUCGAGGAAAGGUGCCUCUAGUCACUCACUAUACAUAGAUACAUUUUGUUCCUCUGCCUUUUUCCAAAAAAGGACAACGUAUCGGCAUGGAGCGUGUUCGAGUCAACGGAUUGCUCAGCCUGGCAAUCGCAGGAAUCUCGAGAUGAAAUGUGAUAGCCAUUGUUUGUUUCUUCACCUCCUCUUUCUUCCUGGCUGUCUUUUUCCCUGUCGUGCCUGCACCUCGCUUGUUGGAAUAUUCCUGCUUUGCCCAUCGCUUUGAAGAGUGGGGGAUGCUCCCACCAGAGGACUGCACAUUCUUCCCUUUUAUGGCCCUGUCUUCCACUGAUUUUACAGACAAAACAGAAGUUCCCACGAUCUGGAGGCAAUAUUCCGGCAAAGAACAGGGUGUCACAUUGCAAAAUUAGUCUUCAGUGGGUUUUUUUUUCAUAUAAAAAAAGGGAAUAGCCAUGACAGUAACAAGUGAAGAAUCUUGUACCUACUCUCUUCAUCAAGUUGUUGUUUUGUGUGAGACCGGUGUCACAUUUUUCCUCCCUGUUGUAUGCAGGACUUUAUAGGAAAAAAAAACUAUGUCCCUCUAUGCAAGAUUGAUGUAUAUGUGCUGUCCUCUGAUGCAGAAAAGAAAAAGUAUCUUACACAAUGAUUAUGAUAUAUGCUAUGCUAAGCUAAGCUAAGGUAAACUAAACUAGGCCAGGCGUUGCCUCGCUUCUUUCCUAUUGGAUUUUGCUAGAUAAGGUGUAAUUAAUUUUUUCAUUUUCCCUUGCUUACUCUGGAUUUUCUCUCCCCUUUGAAGAACUAUCGAAAGCAUUUCCAAACAUAUCAGAGAGUGAUAUAAAAAUAAACAUCGCAAUGCAUGCGGCGACUGGAUGUGUAGACAGUUAGCCACCUUUGGAAGGAGUUUUUAGGCCUUAUGGAGAAAAAGAAACACAACAGAGAGAUUUUGCAUGCUUGUGUUGCACAUGCAAGCUCGGUGCUUCUCUGGCAAACUGAAAGUCUUCUUGAUUCUUUUUUCUAUUUCGAUACAAAAGUGUAACCAUUGAAUGUGAUAUCUUGACGUCUGUUUGUUUUCUCCUUUGUGAUCAUCCAAGACCCAGUUUCCUCUUCUUGAUCCUCUUCCGAAAGUGAACAACUAAAAUCAAAGAAGUGAUUUAUAUUUGUUCCAAAUACGCAUUCGAAAUGAUUGGGACGAUGUGAUAAUUUCAGUUACUCUUUGUGAAAAUUGUGUAUAUAUAGAGAUGAAAAAGUAUCUGUGCAUGUGAGUGUAUUCUUUUUUGAGUUUAGAUUUCAGUUAAAAGGGAUUGUCUUUCAUUUUGAAGCAAUUCACAAGGAGAAAAAUUCCUUGUGGAUCAUUCAUUUUCACUGGAUUGAAAAUUGGAAUUCUUGUGGAUUAGUCAUUCUCACUGGAUUGAAUAUUGGAAGACUUGUGAGUCAUUCUUUUCCCUUCUCAAUGGAGGUGGAUGGAAUAAAAAACCUGGUGCACUCCGUA
Messenger RNA from Darwinula stevensoni, 3419 nucleotides. The record is from the annotation of a GenBank genome assembly. Lineage: Eukaryota; Metazoa; Arthropoda; Ostracoda; Podocopida; Darwinulidae.